AUGCUCCUUCCCCUCCUGCUUCUCGCUCUCUCGCCAUUGGCACAGAGCCUGACAACGUCGGAAUUACGAUCAAAAUCCAUAUAUCAAGUUCUUACAGAUAGAUACGCUCGAGCUGAUGAGCUCAUUACGGCUUGUGAUCCUGCGGAGAAACGACAUUGCGGUGGAAGCUGGAAGGGAAUCGAAAGGAAACUGGAUUAUAUCAAAAGAAUGGGAUUCGAUACUAUAUGGAUAUCCCCUGUUGCUGCGAAUAUAGAUGGGUUAUACGCCCACGAAUCAUAUCAUGGAUACUGGUCAUCGAACAUCUUCGAGCUCAACAGACGUUUUGGGACACCGGAAGACUUGAUAGAUCUCAGUGCUGCUAUACACGCCAGAGGAAUGUAUCUCAUGGUGGAUGUCGUGACUAAUCAUGUUGGUGCAGAAUCAAUGGAUACCUUCCUUCCCUCCAACAAAUAUGGACCUUUCAACUCUCCAGCAGAUUUCCACCCGUAUUGCAUUCCAGAUUGGGACGAUCAAUGGGAGGUCGAAAAUUGUUGGCUAUCUGACAACAUGCCCGACCUGAAUACCGAAUCCCCUCAUGUCAUUGCGACACUUCACAGCUGGGUACGGGAUCUGGUCAAGGUAUUUCAUAUAGACGCAAUCAGGAUAGAUACUGUGAAACAUGUCAGGAAAGAUUUUUGGCCCGGUUUUGUCAAAGCUGCUGGAGUAGUGGCUAUAGGCGAGGUUCUGCAUGGAGAUCCGGCAUACUUGGCACCUUAUCAGAAAGAAAGCAUGACUAGCUUGUUCGAUUUCGCAUCUUUCUUUCACAUACGUCGCGCAUUUGAAAAUCCACUCGGGUCCAUAUCGGAACUUGUUGAUAUGAUAUCUAAAGUUCACAGAUUGUUCCCUGAUCCUACUACUUUAGGGUCUUUCUCAGACAAUCACGACUUUCCGAGAUUCGCCGGUCUGGCUCAUGACCCUGCAUUGAUCAUGAAUGCUGCUGUGUAUCCUUUCGUCAAUGAUGGUAUACCGAUAUUCUACAUGGGGGGAGAGCACGGGUUGACGGGUGGAGAUGAUCCUAUGAAUCGUGAAGCGAUGUGGUUAUAUGGCUAUUCCGAAGCAACAAACACAUUUAAAGCAAUCAAAUCAUUGAAUGAAGCGCGGCGUGCCGCAUACGCUUCACAUCCUCUGUUUCUGUCAACAUUGAUGAGGGCUUUCCAAUUGGAUAAUCACACUAUUGCACUAUCCAAACCGCCCCUACUAUCGGUAUUGACGAAUUAUGGAACUUCCAUGGCGGCUAUAGGAAUGUAUUUAGCGCCGACUCAGACUUCAUUCAAACCCAUGCUACCGAUUAUAGAUGUCCUCUCAGGCCAAAUUUUUUCCACGGAUCCCCAAGGAGGAUUAACGGUAUCGCUAGUGAACGGUGAACCAAGGGUAUUUUUACCUCUUUCCGUGCAGCGAGGUCCAGCAGGAAAGGAAAAAUGGGCAGCGAUACUUCCACAGACCGAUUUGAGCUCAUCCAGUAAAGCAAACUCCCCUGGAAGUCCCGUUAGUCCCGGUGGUCAUAGGCUGAGACCCAGUUUGAGUGGAAUCAUAGGUUGGUGGUCAAGUGGAAAGAUCAGUAAGUUGAAUGAUUUAUAG
Molecule: messenger RNA, 1617 nt
Organism: Kwoniella shivajii
Lineage: Eukaryota; Fungi; Basidiomycota; Tremellomycetes; Tremellales; Cryptococcaceae
Exons: 12
Coding region: 1-1617 (538 amino acids)
Biological process (GO): carbohydrate catabolic process
Molecular function (GO): alpha-amylase activity; calcium ion binding
Source: RefSeq, a predicted model, not a curated record